Molecule: messenger RNA, 2134 nt
Organism: Chanos chanos (milkfish)
Lineage: Eukaryota; Metazoa; Chordata; Actinopteri; Gonorynchiformes; Chanidae
Gene: sec22a
Product: SEC22 homolog A, vesicle trafficking protein
Exons: 7
Coding region: 149-1060 (303 amino acids)
Biological process (GO): endoplasmic reticulum to Golgi vesicle-mediated transport
Source: RefSeq, a predicted model, not a curated record
CCUGCUGUGCUACGUUAGCCUGAGCAAUGGAACCCGCUACCGUUACUGAUUAUGCCACUUCCAGGAAUUAAGUCACAGCAAGUACAAUACACAGUUACAGAAACGGAACUCAUGCCUGUGAACAGGUGUCCCAUGAACGAGCUGUAAGAUGUCUGUGAUCCUGUUUGCCUCGGUGGUUCGGGUGAGGGACGGGCUGCCCCUCUCUGCCUCUACAGAUUAUGAGCAGGACAAGGGGCUGCAAGAAGCCAAAAAGCACCUUAAAAGCCUGUCCAAGAAGCUAAGUCAGUUUCCUGAUCGUUGCUCACUGAAGACAGGACAGUAUAAUGUCAAUUUCACCAGUUCUCUUGGAGUGGGCUACUUCAUGGUUUGCACAGAGAGCUACCCCAACGUCCUUGCCUUCUGUUUCUUGGAUGAACUGCAGAGAGAAUUCAUCGUCACGUAUGACACGAAGUGCAUUAACAGUGCUGUUCGCCCUUACUCAUUCAUUGAGUUUGACAACUUCAUCCAGAAGACCAAACAGCGGUACAACAGCCCACGCUCUCUCUCCACCAAGAUCAAUCUGGCCGACAUGCAGACCGAGAUCAAACUACGGCCCCCGUACCAGCUGUCCCCCGAGGACCUCGGCUCAAUCAACGGCUUCUCCCAUCACGCGCCGUCCAAAUACAAGGGCAUAGCACCCAAUCAGAUGCUGGAGCCAGUGACAUUGGCUGGCAUUGUUUCAUGUGUGCUGAGUUUGCUUUGUGGAGGACUCAAUCUGUUAAGGGGAGUUCAUGCCAUAGAGAGCGUAUUACAGAACGAGGAUGAGGACUUUAAUUACGUAAUUGCCUUUUUCCUGGGGACGGCCGCCUGUCUGUAUCAGUGUUACUUAUUUGCGUACUUCUCGGUAUGGAGGAACUUCAAGUCUUUCCUGGCUUUUGCCCUCAUCUGUUUGUGUAACAUGUACCUGUAUGAACUGCGUAACGUGUGGCAGAUUCUCUUCCACGUGACAGUGGGCGCUUUCAGCACUCUGCAGAUCCGACUACGGCAGCCUCAGGGCAAAGCCCCCGACUAUAACGUCUGACCGCAGACGGGGGAGAAUUUACGAAGGACAUCACCGGUGAUUGCCCUGAAUAGCCGACCCAUAAUCCGCACCUACGCCCUUCCCACAAAACUCUGAAUUCCAAUGAGGCUAAUUCUUGAACAGAACAAGCACGGUGUGUUCAUGGCAUGUACAAAGCUUUUAAAUGGAAGAGACGCCCGUCGACUGAUUCCGGUGUUGAGUGUUUGUGUGAUCAGGUGCAUCUCUUCAGAGCUGACAUUUAAAAGUAGGAAAAAAAAAAAGCAAAGUGAUUCUCUUAGUUCGCCAAGUUCAUUUGGGCAAACCUGAAGUUAUCUGUACAGUUCUUUCCAUUUCAGCAGCUGGUUGCCCAAAACCUUUUCAGAGGUGCAAAAAUUCUAAUAUAAUUGAGUUGGAUGGUAGCUAUUUAUUUGUAUACUAGUGUUAAUUUGCAUAUCAGUACAGUUGAUAUGUCGUUUUUUUUUUUUUAAACACUUCGACAAAAACUGAAAGUUGAAUAAGUCGGUUGUCCAUUGAGGUGUAUAAUAUGGCUAACCCGCCACAUCUCUGUAAAAAAAUGUUUUUUCUUUUCAUACGCACACACACAAACACACGUUCUCAGUCGUUGAUACUGUUGUACUUCUAGGUCUCUACCAUCAAUCAGAUGACAGUGCCCUUAAAGCACAAUCAGACAUACCAUUUAUGUCCUGAACAUUUUGUGUCAUAACCCAGCUGUCUCACAAGUCAGCGUGUUGCCUGUAGCUCUGCUCUACCCUGACGGAUAGCUUACCCUUCAGUCACUCUCAUGGCUAUGGAUCCACCAAUGGCAGAAUGACCUAUUUUUUCCUCCCAGAAAUCUAGGGCCUCUCAUUUGCUCUGCAUACAUCAGGAAUUUAUUAAGCGAUCUGGACACUGGACAUUUGAAUCAUUAUAAGACAGCUGCUUGUUCACCAGUUACAUAGACAAGUCGUUGCCAUUUUUGUUUCAAUUUUCUUUUACACGGUUUGCAUCCAGUUGUGUAGAAGCAAUUGUCUCUCAGAUGAAUGUUCAACACAUUGUGUUUGAAUCUGUAUUACAAUGAUGCUGUGUCCAUAAUCU